Messenger RNA from Sabethes cyaneus, 1524 nucleotides. Its product is annotated as cytochrome P450 4C1-like. The record is from RefSeq and is a predicted model, not a curated record. Bases 1 to 1524 code for a protein of 507 amino acids. NCBI's taxonomy places the organism in Eukaryota, Metazoa, Arthropoda, Insecta, Diptera, Culicidae. The transcript is spliced from 6 exons. Gene Ontology annotation, molecular function: heme binding; monooxygenase activity; iron ion binding.
AUGUUUAUAGAGAUAAUUUUGGGUGGCUUUUUGAUAUACAUUUUGUUCGGACUUCUGUUUUUCCGGAAGCAAAUGAAACGAAUGGCAAAUUAUUUUCCAGGACCAAAACCGAAUCCGAUUCUGGGCAAUGUAUUAGAAUUUUACGACAAGGAUAUACCGGGUAUUUUUGAAGCCAUUAUCGACAUACACAAGCGUCACGGGCCCGAUAUCAUUCUUUGGACUUUGGGCAAUGUAAGCGUAAUCAACGUUUGCAGUGCGAAAAAUGUCGAAAAAGUCGUAAUGGCCAAACAAAUACAAAAAUCUAUGCUUUAUUCGUUUGUCGAACCUUGGCUCGGAGAUGGAUUGCUCAUAUCGAGCGGUGAAAAAUGGUUCCAGCGGAGAAAGAUUAUUACGCCGACGUUUCAUUUUAAAAUUCUCGAGCAAUUCGUAACGGUUUUCAACAAAGAAACGGAUAUUAUGGUGAGGAACCUUAAGAAACAUGUCGGCGGAAAGGAGUUCGAUAUUUACGAUUAUGUCACUCUAAUGGCGCUAGACAGCAUCUGCGAAACAUCAAUGGGUACGACAGUUAAUGCGCAAAUGGAUCCCUGCAAUAAAUAUGUACAAAAUGUUAAAAGAAUGUCCGUUUUAAUCUUGCUGCGAGUGGUCAGCGUGCUGGCCGGCUUCCCGACGCUAUACACACUGUUCCACCCGAACGCCUACGAGCAACGUGGUAUCAUCAAACAGCUGCACAAGUUUACCGAUUCAAUUAUUAAAUCCCGGAGAAAGCAACUGGAGCAAGAAAAGAUGAAACAAGUUAAUUUUGACAUGAAUGAGGAAAAUAUGUACUCGAAGCGUAAGAUGACUUUUCUGGAUUUACUGUUGAAUAUAAACGUCGAUGGAAAGCCACUGUCCGAUCUGGACAUCCGAGAGGAAGUUGAUACGUUUAUGUUCGAAGGACACGAUACUACAACCAGUGGAAUUUCCUUUGCCAUCUAUUUACUUGCACUGAAUCAGCACAUUCAGGACCGUGUGUAUGAUGAAAUUGUUACGGUGCUUGGAAAGAACCAGGACUGUCCACUACUCACCUAUCAAAUUCUGCAAGAGUUUCGCUAUUUGGAAACUGUUGUCAAAGAAUCAAUGCGGCUGUACCCACCGGUUCCAUUUAUAGGUAGAAAAUUGGUGGAUGAUUUAGAGAUGAAUGGCACAACUAUUAAAUCCGGUCAGGACUUCCUGAUUCCAAUUUACGUGAUUCAUCGUAAUCCCGAAGUUUAUCCCGAUCCGGAAAAAUUCGAUCCGGAUCGAUUCUCGGACAUGACCGAAUCCAACCGAGGUCCGUAUGACUACAUCCCGUUCAGUGCAGGCUCACGCAAUUGCAUCGGUCAGCGCUAUGCAAUGUUGGAGAUGAAAACUACACUGGUCAAAUUGCUUUCGAACUAUAAGAUACUACCGGGAGAAUCUUUACGUCAGCUGCGAGUGAAGACCGAUCUUGUGCUUCGCCCUGACAAGGGUCUUCCUGUGAAGCUAGUCGCCCGAAGCUCUCUAUAG